This is a messenger RNA of Rhipicephalus sanguineus (brown dog tick), 1029 nucleotides long. Its product is annotated as juvenile hormone acid O-methyltransferase. Lineage: Eukaryota; Metazoa; Arthropoda; Arachnida; Ixodida; Ixodidae. Bases 1 to 1029 code for a protein of 342 amino acids. The record is from RefSeq and is a predicted model, not a curated record. The transcript is spliced from 5 exons.
AUGACUCGUUCAGACCAGAGCAAAGACAGUUCCGAAGAUACCAAUGAUCCCGGUUUCUACGCGAGGAACAACGGGGACCAGCGUAUUUUGAACCUCAAGGCGUUGGACAUGGUAGAGAAGGACUUGGAUCACAUGUACGACAGAAACUUGCAAUUCUUGGACCUCGGCUGUGGCACGGGAGAUUUCACGCGCCGGUGCCUCCUACCGAGAUGCCCACCUUCCGCAAGAAUCGUCGCUGUCGACUCCUCCGAGGAGAUGCUGACGUACGCUCGCCAAAUGUUCGCACAUCCUCGCAUCGAGUACGACCGUCUGGACAUCAGUGGCGACGUCGCCGAUUUUGUCGCCAAGUACAGCACCUUCAAUCGUAUCUACUCCUUCUUCUGUCUCAACUGGGUUCGAAACCAGGAAGAAGCAAUGAAAAACGUGUCCAGUCUCCUAUCGUCAGGUGGAGAGUGUGUUCUCGUCUUCCCGGCCUGGUCUCGUUCAAGGAUGCCUUGGAUGAAGCUUGCACGUCUCGAUCGUUGGCGCAAGUAUAAAGAACUCUUCGAAAGCUUUGUGCCCAAAAGUCAGGACAUUGAAGAUGACAGCACACGGUUGUCUUAUUUACGGGAAAUAAUCACAUCAUCUCACAUGGAGCUUCGCAAGUGCGAAAUCCUGCUUUACAAGCCACUUGUGUGGGACGCUACAGCGGCUAUUGAUUUUCAGAUGUCCCUCAAUCCCGACCUGAGGCUGCUUUCACCGGAAGAGAAGAGACGCCUGAAGAGGGAUACCUUCGUGGGCCCAGUGUCCAACCUGGAGAAGUUGGCGACUCGUGGCGCGCAGCACAUGCGGGUGCUACGCUGUCCGUGGUGGACUGUUGUCGAGGCGAGCAGCCUGAUGAUCGUGCUGGGGCAGCUGGAGUUCCACUGGCGAUCGGCCGUCCUCCAGUGGCGUACAGCGGUAGGCCAGCAGAUCCAGCCAGAAGUCUUGGUGUGCGUGCGCACAUUUCUUCAUUAUACGCUUGACAACCAGGACCACUUUUUCCGCUAG